AUUACCACCAAGCCAGAAAGAGAACUUUCUGGCUCGAAGCAUUUAAGGUUUUGCGUGUUCGUCGUGAACAUCGUGUGAUUAUCUGUGUCAUGAACUGGAUGCAUGCUUGAAAAGUUCGUUUUUGAUGUUGUUGGCUUUGUGAUCUGUGAUCCAAAAAAUGAGCCUGGAAUGGGAAGUGGGAACCGGUUGAACGAAGGCCGGUUGCGAAGAGGAAGCAGCGAGCGAUUCUCAAUUCGCGCAUUUUCAUGGAGAAAACUCUGCGCCUAAGCCUGUGGUGGUGAAAUGGCGAACGCAGGCCAGGAAUAAAUGCUUGAAGAAUGAGGAGCUUUCUACGAAAACAAACCCACGAGCAAGAAGCGUCUCAGUCGUCGUUCAAUUGCCCGAGAAAAGAGAACCGAGCAUUGGCUUGAUUCAGAAAUUUUUACUUCGUUGUAUCCUUACCCUGUUCUUGGCCUUAUCGUUAACUCUCGCGGAAGAAGACGUCGGCGUUGUGCCAAUUAUUUCAUGUUUGUAAUCUCGGGCCCCCUGGGCAACAAGGCCUACAGUUACGACAGCAGAUUGAGUCUGAGGUCACACGCUCAGUCGGAAAAGUUACGUUGAAUCAUGAGAAUUAGCUCUGGAUAUCUCGAUCGACCGGACCAAAAGAAGAAGCUAUUCUCAUCUCUAAGUCAAGAAUGUCAGAUUGCCUGUCCGGGAUCGCAAAUAUCGAAGACUCUUCAGAGGAAGUUAGAAGAAAUUGGAAGAGAUGAUCGAAGAGCAAUAGUGGAUGACACGGUUGAUGGUUGUACCCCAUUGUUUUUGGCAUGUAAAAAUGGAAGUGCAGAGGUGGUUAGUUUCCUACUGUCCACUUGUGAGGCAGAUAUUGAGAAAAGAGGUCUUUAUGAAGUCCUGGAAGAAGGUGUCAGUCAUCAUGUGACUCCCCUUUGGUGUGCUGCCGUCUCUGGUCGAUUGGCUGUUGUGAAAGUCUUACUUCGUUAUGGCGCCGACGUCAAUGCCAUGUCUGACUCUGGAUCCACCCCGAUUAGAAGUGCCUGCUACAUAGUUCGAAAUGGCUUAAACACCAGUCACUUUGAAAUCAUUAAAUGUUUGGUUCGUCAUGGAGCGGAUAUUCAACAACCGAAUCACUUUGGUGGGACAUGUCUCAUAAAUUCAGUUCAAAGUCCUGAUCUUGUUCGAUUCUUGGUUGAGAAUAAUGUUCAGGUGAACGCGGAAGAUGUGCAACAUAAAACAGCCUUACAUUACGCUGUCCAAGAGAAUAGAUUUGAAUCUGCUAGAAUCUUGUUGGAGAAUGGAGCUGAUCCUUUUAAAAAAUCCAAGUAUGAAGAUGAUAUCCUUCAAACAGCGUGUCUCAAAGGUUCUUUAAUGAUUUUUAACUACUUGUUGGAAACCGUGGUGUAUGAGCCCUCACGCAUUGCAGAGGCCUUUGAAUUGGCUGGAAGCACUUUUCUCUUGGAUAUGCAUGAUGUUGGAUCGACGCUUUUCUUUUGGAGGAAGGCUUUGGAAAUUCGUCAUGAAGGCCUUUACUCGCAAUACCCCAAGGAAAGUAUCAAAUAUCAUCGAGUCUUGGAAUGCACCGAGAUCGACUCUAAAGAUGAAUUGGAAGUCAUAUCUGGAAAUCUCCCUCUACUGAAGCAACAAGCCCUUCUAAUAACGGAGCGAGUCCUGGGAGCUUGUCACAAAGACACCAUAUUCCGAUACAUGUACGCCGGAGCCUCUCAUGCAGACUCCAACGAGUACAAACCUUGUGUCUCUCUUUGGAACUACGCACUGCAACUGAAGAUCAAGAAAGAAACCUUACUCUCGUGUGACACUAGUUUCACCGCCAGAGCUAUUGUUCAAUUGUACAUCAAUAUCAUGAUGAGAGACUCUUUCAGUUCGAUCGACUUCAGCGAUGUAUAUAUUACGGCCGACCAUGUGAAUAGCGGCAUUAUUGGAGCUGUGGGUCUUCUUUCUGUGCGACCAGUCUAUAAAGCUCAGGUGGACAAUUUUGAUAUUGUUUUGACUACUUGGGCUCAUCUGAUUUUGAUUUUGCUGAAAGCUGCAAGAUCCCACCAACAAAUGCAAGCUAUUUUCUAUAUGGUUGAUCCGGUCUUGAAGUUGAAUCCUUUGACGUCACAAGGAGACACCCUUUUACAUUUGGCUGUGUCCUCCUCUUCCACUUUAAAAAGCAACAGUUUCUUGGACGAUGACUCGUUUUCGUUGUUCCCAAGCAUUGAUGUGGCUGAAUUCAUUAUUCGUUGUGGCUUCCAAAUUCAUGCCAGAAAUUUUAAUGAGGAAACUCCUCUUCAUGUUGCCGCUAAAGUCGAAAACUUUAAUGAAGAUGUUGCCAAUCUUCUGAUGAAAUCAGGUGCUCAUAUGGACCUUCCUGACGAGAAAGAUGUUCGCCCCCUUGAUAUUCUACAAACUCAUUCCGGAAAAUUAGACUUGAUUCCACAUGUGAGCCUGAAGUGUUUGGCAACCCAAGUGCUCCUACAGCAGAAGGUUCCAGUUCCACCCUCAACCUAUCUUCCUACCAGCAUGUCAGAAUUCAUCGAAUUACACAAGAAAUGCUAAAUGUAUAUUACAGAUUUAGCAACAGCGUAUCCCAAAUAUUUGACGAAACCUUUUGAAUUAAAAGCAGUUUUCAGUCGU
Molecule: messenger RNA, 2631 nt
Organism: Tigriopus californicus
Lineage: Eukaryota; Metazoa; Arthropoda; Copepoda; Harpacticoida; Harpacticidae
Product: protein fem-1 homolog C-like
Exons: 1
Coding region: 604-2553 (649 amino acids)
Biological process (GO): ubiquitin-dependent protein catabolic process
Cellular component (GO): ubiquitin ligase complex
Molecular function (GO): protein binding
Source: RefSeq, a predicted model, not a curated record